UUAUAAAUAGACCCAAUAAAUGUCACAUCACCGUUCCAAUUUCGAAGUUCAAACAAAAACGACCCAACAUAAUGACGUGUCGAUGUAAACACGAGCCUCGAAUUCGCAAAUAUCCGUUGCGAAUAUUUGAAAUCAACAAGUUAUGGAAUUAAUUGUGCAUAAUGAAAGCAAACGUGAGGAAUAAGAGUCAAGUUUACAGUGUGGGCAAUUAUCUGAUGAACGGUACUGUCUUCGGGAAGGGACACUUCGCGCGAGUCGAAGAGGCAACUCAUAGGAUCAUUGGUAAAAAGGUGGCAAUAAAAAUAAUAGAUCUAACAUGCAUAAAGGAGGAAUACGCGAGACGGAACCUUCACCGCGAGCCUCGCGUGAUGGCCCGGUUGCGACACCCAUGCAUAGCCGCGCUCUACGAAACUAUGAUGCAUGGCCCCCGACUGUACGUGGUGAUGGAGGCGGCGGGCGGCGGCGACCUGUGCGCGCUGGUGCUGGGCGCUCGCGGGCCGGCGCGCGGGCUGCCCGAGCCUCGAGCCAGGUGCCUCGCCGCGCAGCUCGUCUCCGCUGUGCGACAUAUGCACGCGCGUGGGGUUGUGCAUAGAGAUUUAAAAAUGGAAAACAUCAUGCUGGAUGCAACUAAACAGUUCAUUAAGAUCGUUGAUUUCGGUCUCUCCAACGUGUGGAGCGCAGGCGGGGCGCUGCGCACGCCGUGCGGGUCACUUGAAUACGCCGCUCCUGAACUGUUUGUAGACGGACGCCGCUACGGACCCGAGGUGGACCUCUGGAGCAUAGGCGUGAUAGUGUACGGCAUGGUGACGGGCGGGCUGCCGUUCACGGGCGCGGGGGGCGGCGGCGCGGCGGGCGGGGAGGGGCGCUCGCGGCCGCAGCUGCGCGCCGCCAUCACGCGCGGCUUCGCGCGGAAACAACGCGCCGCGCUCGCGGCCGUUACGCCAGAGUGCAAAGCGUUCAUCCAGCAGCUCCUGGAGCCCAACGUUGAAACGCGGAUGAAGAUCGACGAGGCGGCGCGCCACCGUUGGGUCAAGAAGACCGGCAUGCGCAUGAAGACGCACCCGCUCGGCGCCAUUGAGCCCAAGAUUCAUAGAGAGAUGUACAAACAAAUAUCCGAACUAUGCGGCAUGACCAUCACAGACGUGGCAGCGGAGAUCAAGGCAGACCCGUUCGGAGCGGUCGCAGGCAUAUACAACAUCAAGGCCCACCUGCAUCAGAUGCACGCCGCGCCCCACGAUCUCCUCUGGUCGGCCACCAACCAAGAACCGAGACCAGCCACGCCUCCAGAGUACAAACCCAAGCCCGAGGGUGCAAACAUCAGGCCACUGUUCCAACAACUGAAAGAGCAACCUAUUAACCCGAAACCCCAGGAGACGGCUUCGAAGACCGUGCAGACCGAGAAAAGCCCAGGGUUGGUCAGGUCCAGUGGCUAUGGAAAACCGGUCUUCAAAGUAUACGAGAAUGGAGAUGGCCAGGGUCCAAGGCUCCCGAUAAUUGAUGAACAUGGGAACGUGGAGGCUGUCAGGAGCCCUUACGUGAGGAAGGUCAGCUUGGAAAAUGAAAGGCAACGGCUCAACAGCUGUCCCGUCAAGAUCGGCGACAAGAGGACCGAGUUUUACAGAAAAGCCGGUGAUGGUUUACCAAGUUGGCGCGCCAGUGGUGUGAACGCGCCGCCUCGCAUCCUACUCCAGAACAAAGCUACCAGCAUAAAGAGAGCAUCCUUGGGGAACAUAGUCAGUCCAAAUUCAUCGACCAAUAGCCAGUGUAAAAGCGAACGCGCCAUGCCGGUGGGAUGGUAUUCAACAAGAAGUAUCACUAAAGAAAGCACGCACUUGCAGAGGCUGCGACGGACGGCACCUAUGAAAUAACCAGUUUCGAACGUACCGCGGCACACAACACCGUGCGGAGACAAAACGCCACGCGCCAUAUUUGGUGAGGAAAAAUCAUUUAUAAUACUUAUAAAUAUUUUUAAUUAAUGUUUAAAAUGUUUUAAAUAAUCACUGUUUAGUCACUCUCUUCUUAGCUUUAAAAGUUUGGUCGGAUAUACAUCAUAAAAGUAAUAAAAUAACCAGUGCAGACUUUGCAACAACAAGCCCUAUUGUGUAGUAAAUAUUGUCAAACAGAGCGCCAUAAUAUGUACAUUAGUUCGCCAAAUUGUCUAUAUUUAAUUGUUACUGCUUUAGCGCUGUCUUAAGGAGCAAAACUUGUUAUAUUUGGUCAAGCCUUUAGGA
Manduca sexta (tobacco hornworm) is the source of this 2231-nucleotide messenger RNA. RefSeq names its product MAP/microtubule affinity-regulating kinase 3. Gene Ontology annotation, cellular component: cytoplasm. The transcript is spliced from 11 exons. Gene Ontology annotation, biological process: protein phosphorylation; intracellular signal transduction. NCBI's taxonomy places the organism in Eukaryota, Metazoa, Arthropoda, Insecta, Lepidoptera, Sphingidae. Bases 162 to 1868 code for a protein of 568 amino acids. The record is from RefSeq and is a predicted model, not a curated record. Gene Ontology annotation, molecular function: ATP binding; protein serine/threonine kinase activity.